Fusarium odoratissimum NRRL 54006 is the source of this 3160-nucleotide messenger RNA. RefSeq lists its product as uncharacterized. Gene Ontology annotation, biological process: actin cortical patch localization; actin filament organization; endocytosis. The transcript is spliced from 3 exons. Gene Ontology annotation, molecular function: phosphatidylinositol binding; ubiquitin binding. Bases 1206 to 2372 code for a protein of 388 amino acids. Lineage: Eukaryota; Fungi; Ascomycota; Sordariomycetes; Hypocreales; Nectriaceae. The record is from RefSeq and is a predicted model, not a curated record. Gene Ontology annotation, cellular component: actin cortical patch.
GUUUAUUUGAUGCGUAAAUUGAUAUCUUCUCUUUCCUCGCGCCUCAGCUUUUUUGCCUAUCGCAAGAUUGCUCUAUUUCGACCUUGUAGGACCCUGCAAAUCCCAGCCCAGAGAGUGGGUGACGCACGGGGCUGUAUUAGCGGGAGGCGCAUCACGGACCCUUAACAACUCCGAACUUUGAAUAUCGACGAGACCAAACAAGAAAGGAACAAGUACAGUUACAGUUACAGAAGAGUUACGGGUAAACAGCAAAUCACUGGACAAUCAGUGUUUAAUUGUUGCUUUGUCAUCAUCUAUUAUACUACAGCACUCGAAUCAAAAGCAAUUUUAUCCUCAACUUCAAACCAGUCCAAAAGGAUCAAUACCCUUGCUACUCCCAGACAACGGCGCCAAUCAUUCGACGCUCGCUCCAACAUCGUCAGCUCCGAGAGGCAGAAACGUACCAAGACCAACCAACAUCACCGUUCGCUUCUGAAACCGUGAUAGUAAUUGCAUUGGAUCCUCGGCGCCUUCCCAUUUGAGCCUUAAUUUCCCUAGAUCUUCAACUUUUCGAGUCACAACUUGACCUCAACAACUUUGUUAUUCCUCAUCAACCAAACACCGCUAUAACUCUAGGCAUCAUCUCGCCUCCUGUUCGAAGAAACCCCCCGAUUCCUCCACCCCUAGAGUCGCCCGCUGUGGCGCGAGCUUCCAACACAGCCAUGAAGUCCAUGAAGGGUCUUGGUAUGAGCAAGGUGCUCGGUAGCAUCAGAAGAAAAGCCAGCAAUGUCUCCAAUCGUACGUGUUCUCAUGCGCGCUGCCUUGCGAUCAACCUCUUUGGUUUCGGGCAGCCCAAAAUAAACACAGCACACGUCCAGAGCUGACAAUUCAUAGGAGCAUCUGACGGACCCUCCGGAACUUCACCUUCAGGCACGACACCAGCCGGAACACCCGAGGCUACAGCUCACAACAGCGUGGUAUGUCCCUAUAUUAUCGCGCAUCCUGCGAAACCGUCCGUGUCGUCCGUCUGGCCAUCGCUGACCAGAGCCUAGAAAGCAUUUUGCGAGUCUGGAGGAAAGUCCAAGCAAGACGAAGUUCUCUUUCUACCUCCCAUCGUCGAUGCCGCCGAAUCCUCCCCAGCCGCUGCCGCAGAAUGCGCGCGCCUGAUCCGCAAGUACCUGUCCAAAGAGUACUUUUCAAAGCCAUCAUGGCAGUACAACGCAAUCAUGCUCUUGCGCAUCUUGACCGACAACCCCGGCGCGACUUUUACGCGGAACCUAGACCAAAAGUUCGUCGAUACUGCGCGAGGACUCCUCAAGGCUGUACGAGACCCCAGCGUGCGCCAGAUCUUUAUGGAAACACUCGAUGAUUUCCAGCACACCAAGGCGUACGACGAAAACUUGACUUUGCUCACUUCAAUGUGGCAAAAGGAGAAGGAACAAGCUUAUAAGAACUUUGGUGGACCGCAGCAACCCAUGAUGUCGCCAGGCGGUUAUAACACCCCUCCUCCAAACCCACACUCGCAGAAUUACUUUGCGAGACACCACACGAACAAGCGCUUGCCUGACCCCAUUGAGCUGGCUAGCCGACUCGAAGAAGCCCGAACAUCAGCUAAGCUCCUGGAGCAGGUUGUCAUGAAUACGCCUCCCGGCGAGAUUCUCGACAACGAGCUUAUCAAGGAGUUUGCUGAUCGAUGCUCAAGCGCAUCCCGCAGUAUCCAAGGCUACAUGACGUCCGAGAAUCCCACUCCUGAUAACGACACGAUGGAGAAUCUCAUCGACACCAAUGAGCAGCUGCAAACUGCGCUCAACCAGCACAAGCGAGCUGUCCUGAGUGCCCGAAAACAAUUGGGUUUGAACGAACGAUCCGACUCACAGUCGCCCAGUUUGACCCCUCAAAUUCAGCCUCAGCAGCAGUCAGAGUCUCAACCUGAGACCAACGGCAACAAUCACUACUUCAACAACGGAUCUGGGUCAGGUUCCGGCAAGGGUAAAGAGACGCAUUCUUACCCACCACCUCCAGGUCCUCCACACCAGACUGGUGAGGGAAGUUCGAACCGACCCUACGAAGAGUCCGCCGAGAACCCCUUUGCAGACCCUCAGCCAGGCAAUUCUUCCUCGGUCCAACCACCAUCCAACACAGCGACUCAGUACUCCGAACACGAACGCCUUGCAUACGAGCCCUUCCAUCCUGGCUUCAAACCCACGGAAAGUUAUCUGGGCCGACAAGACAGCGCCGUUGGUAAGGUCCACAUGCACGGUGCUGGAGCUUCAACACCAUCAGCCCAGCCGCCCGCACAGCAACGACUCGACGAAGUCUCCGACGACGAUGACAUCUACGAUGCGCCAAGUGGACCACCUCCCAAGAGCAAGGAGCCUAUAUACCGGUACUAGAGGCGAUGUUAGGAAUGGAGAAAUGCGCACGAUGAUUGCUGUCUAUAAUCCAAGCGCCGCAGUUUACUGGAAUUACUAGAAUGUGCUGCGUUGCUUCAGCUUGAGAUGUCAACGGCCUGGGUCGAGUAACCCCAAAUUUGUGAGGAAUGGACUCUUUUGGAAAGGUGGAAUUGUGUUUCUGGAUCGACAUUCUUGUGUUAUCGUCCAUGCAUGAAAUAGUUUGGCGCGGCGAAAGGGCAGAUUCCCAUAGCGUUCUUUACUUGUUGUACCUAUCGUAUCGUUAAUUGCGUCAAGGCAAGGGCAUCAAUACCCGUUCUCAGCCCUUAGGACGACUUGUUCUUGAUCCUAUGUCUCGGUCAGUGUUUGAAGUUGAGGUGGAAUUUAUCACCUUCCCUCAUCAAGUUCCAAUAUGAUAUGUAUUUGAGAACUGUCGCUAUUAGGACGACAAAGAGACAGGACAUGUUUCAACCCGAAGCAUCUCCGAGAUCGAAAAGGUCGCGGUACCCAAAGGUCAAUUCGCAAAUUCAAGAGGUAUCCAAUCGUGCCACGUUCCCCUCAGCCGGUUCGGAAUUGGUUAUAGCAAAGUGUGGUUACUUUCACGAACGCUGCGUGGCCCAUGAUCCACCAGGUCGGAGCCUUGGAACCUGCUGACAUCAAGUAUCGACGUCGGGCAGACAGAUCUAGAGUCAUGCAUGCCUGUUUAGGGUUCACUGCAGAUGCAAAUCUCAGGUUUAUGGUCUCGAGUCUCGGACUCGACAGCGUGGCUAAGGUAUCUCUUGCUUGUCGUU